AUGGCUGACGAAGACUUUAAUCAAGACUUGACAUUUGAUGGAGAAAUGAAUGAAAAGAAAAAUCGAAAAUUAAAAAAGAAAAGCAAAUCUGGUGGAUUUCAAUCAUUUGGAUUGUCAGCACCUAUAUUCAAAGCUAUUAUGAAACGUGGCUAUAAAGUUCCAACACCAAUUCAACGUAAAGCAAUUCCGGUGAUAUUGAAAAAUAAAGAUGUUGUAGCAAUGGCACGUACUGGUAGUGGGAAAACUGCAGCAUUUCUUAUUCCAAUGUUUGAAAAAUUAAAAGGACAUGAUCCAAAUUCUGGUCCACGCGCACUUAUUCUGUCACCAACUCGUGAAUUAGCUUUACAAACACUUAAAUUUACACAACAAAUUGGAAAUUUAACUGAUCUUAUUCCAACAGCUAUUCUUGGUGGUGAACGAAUCGAAGAACAAUUCAGUAAUUUACAUGCUCAUCCAGAUAUAAUUAUUGCAACACCUGGUCGUUUUAUGCAUAUAUGUAUUGAAAUGGAUCUUAAAUUACACGAUGUUAAAUAUGUUGUAUUUGAUGAAGCAGAUCGUUUAUUUGAAAUGGGUUUUCAAGAACAAUUAAAUGAUAUAAUAAAACGUUUACCAUCACAACGUCAAACAUUAUUAUUUUCAGCAACAUUAUCAAAAAUUCUUGCUGAAUUUGCUAAAGCAGGUCUUUAUGAACCGGAAUUAAUUCGUCUUGAUAUUGAAAUGAAAUUAAAUGAACAUUUAAAAUUAAUUUUUUUUCAUGUACGUCAUGAUGAUAAAACAUCAUUACUUUUACAUCUUCUUCGUACAGUAAUACCAUCCGAUCAACAAAUUGUUUUAUUCGUUGGUACACGUCAUCAUUGUGAAUAUUUAAAAGAAUUACUUGAACAACAACAACAACAAAAUUUAUUUUCAGCAGUUACAAUUUAUUCUACACUUGAUCAUUCAACAAGAAAAAUUAAUCUUUCAAGAUAUCAAACUGGUAAAGCGCGAGUUUUAAUUGUUACUGAUAUUGCUGCUAGAGGAUUGGAUAUUCCAUCACUUGAUAAUGUUAUUAAUUAUCAUUUUCCAUCUACACCUAAAAUAUUUCUUCAUCGUGUUGGUCGUGUUGCACGUGCUGGACGUGCGGGUACAGCUUAUUCGCUAAUAUGCACCGAUGAAAUAUCAUAUUUAUUUGAUGUACAAGAAUUUAUUGGUAAAACAAUAAAAUUUACUACAAAAGAUGAUGAAGAUAAUGAUGAUGAUUUUCAUUUAUUAUUUGGAAAUGUUCCACAAACAAUAAUUGAUGAAGAAUCCGAAACAAUUAGAAAAUUAGCUGAAAUAAAUGUUGAUUUAGUUAAUUUAUAUCAAGUACAACAAAAUGCAUAUCAACAUUAUAUUCGAUCACGACCAGCAUCAACAUAUGCAUCUGUUAAACAAAUGAAACAAUAUCAUAAAGAAAUUUCUAAUAUGCCUAUGCAUCCAAUAUUUCGACAGAAUUAUACUGUUGAAGAAUUAACACCAAAUCCACUUAUACAACAAUUAAAAUCAUUUCGAGCAAAAAAUACAAUCUUCGAAGUGAAUCCAUCAGCAGGUAAUACUGCCUGUCAAAUUAUGAAACGAAAACGUGCUCAUGAUGAAAGACUUAUUUUCAAACAUGAUCAAAAAGAACAAUCAUUACAAAAUAAUCAUUCUGAUAGUGAUGAUGAUGAUCACAAAAAAACACUUGAAGUAGAUAAUUUGACAAUAACUAUUAAAGGAGCAAAUGAUAUGAAUUAUGAUGAUAUGGAAUCACCAAAAAAGAAGAAGAAGAAAAAUCGACGAGAAGUUGAUAAAGAAUUUUUUAUUCCAUAUCAACCACCUGAUUUCAAACGAGAACAAGGGUUAGAAAUUCAAUCCUUUGAACGUCAAACAACUGCAGCAGUUAUGGAUUUAGCAAAUGAUGAUGGAACUCAUCGCAAAGGUCCAAUGAUACAAAAAACCAAAUGGGAUCGAAAGAAGAAGAAAUUCGUAACUGUUGGUCAAACUGAUGCAAAAACAAAAAAAGUUAAAACUGAAAGUGGACAAUGGAUUCAAGCAUCGUAUAAAACAGAUGUGUAUGUUGAAAUUUUUAAAAAAUAUCCGUUUAAUAAAUCUAUUAAAAGAAUAUCAUUCCUAAUAAUAUUUGAUCCGGGGGCGUACCGAGGUGUCGAAAUUAUAAAAAAAUGGCUCAAUAAAUCAAAAGUUUUGGAUAAAGAAUUACCGGAUAGUCGUCGAACUAAAACUGAAGAUUAUGUAAAUGAUGAUGAAGCAUCCAGUGCACAAAAGAAACCACGACAAUUUCAACAACGUGUAACACAAUUAAUGAAUCGACAAAAGACGCAAUUAAAAUCUAAAGGCCAAAAAAUGCCAAGUCAUUCAGAAUUGAAAAAACCUGAACAAAUUAUGAAGAAACGUACUGAAACACGUAAAAAACAAUCAUUACAAAAAGCACGUCAAAUGCGUAAAGGUGGUCGAACGAAUUACAAAAAUCAACGACAAAGUAGUAAAUCUAAACAUACGAAACGUGCACCUACAAAUACUAAGCAUGCACCUACGAAUAAUAAACGUGCGCCUGCAGGUGCAAAUCAAUCAUCAAAAAGAACUAGAAAAAGAUAA
This is a messenger RNA of Adineta steineri, 2610 nucleotides long. Lineage: Eukaryota; Metazoa; Rotifera; Eurotatoria; Adinetida; Adinetidae. The record is from the annotation of a GenBank genome assembly.